AGCUAACCCAAAAUAAGAGCACAUUUUCGGUGAAAGAAAGAAAAGAAAAAGGGGAGAGAGGAAGAGAGUAUUGAAAAUGGAGGCUAGGCCAUUGGCUUUCAUGGUUCUCGUGGUGGUAGCUGGAGUUGCAGCUACGUGGGAGGUUAAGAUGGCUGGUGCAGAACUCAGUGAUGCUCAAUGCAAGGAGGAAAGGAAUCUUGGGAUUAAUGCUUGCAAGCCGGUGGUCUACGGGAAGCUUCCAUCCCCGGAGUGCUGCCAGCGCGUAAGGGUUACCCAUCUAGAAUGCGUGUGUCCAGUGAUCAGCCCCCAGCUCGCUGCCCUCAUCGAUAUCAACCGCGCCGUCCGCCUCAUCGAAGGCUGCGGUAGACGGGUCCCUCGCCACUACAAGUGUGGAAGUAUCACAACUCCGUGAAAUUGGUCCAGCUUGGAUAUCCAUAUCUUUCUACUGUUAUGUUUGGAUCGAGGCGUCAGCCUUUCUAAAAGAAAAAUAAAAGAAUAAUGGAGUUUUCAGCAAUAUAUGUAACUGCUUGCAUAUUGGCUAGAAAUAUGUAAGACACAUAGGAUAUGAACUUGGUCAUCUCUUAAUAAUAUGUACUUUCAAUUAAUGUUUAAUGGAGCCAAUAUAUUAAAAUGA
Theobroma cacao (cacao) is the source of this 634-nucleotide messenger RNA. RefSeq lists its product as uncharacterized. The record is from RefSeq and is a predicted model, not a curated record. Lineage: Eukaryota; Viridiplantae; Streptophyta; Magnoliopsida; Malvales; Malvaceae.